AUGGAAUUCAAUUCAAAAGGAAAAUCCGAUCAGGCCAUUCUCCUCCUAAAGAAGAAAAAGAAGGAGAAGAAGAAGAAGACCUCAAAAGCUCCCCUUGUCUGUGGGAUAAAGGCCGAAGUCCUAGGCUUGGCAUGCAUGGCCCGAACUCUAGUAGAGGGUGCUGCAAUAAGGUGGCACAGUGGGGACUGGAGCGCUAAUCUAUUUUUAUUUCCCUUUCUUUCUUUCUCCUCCUUGCAAGCUAAGCUCAGCUUUGGCCAGAGAGAAGUAACCAUCCAGAAAGGACCGCUGUUUCGGGCUGCAGGCUACCCCAUCAGCAUUGGCUGCAAUGUCACUGGCCACCAGGGACCUGCUGAGCAGCAUUUCCAGUGGUCUGUUUACCUGCCCAAAGCCCCGACCCAAGAAGUCCAGAUCGUGAGCACCAAGGAUGCCACCUUCUCUUACGCGGUGUAUGCGCAGCGGGUGCGAAGCAGGGGGAUCUAUGUGGAGAGGGUCCGGGGCAACUCAGUCUUCCUGCACAUCUCAGAGCUCCAGCCGAAGGAUUCUGGCGAGUAUGAGUGUCACACGCCCAACACGGAUGAAAGAUACUACGGCAAUUACAGCGCGAAGACUAGGCUAAUUGUUAUUCCAGAUACCCUCUCUGCCACCAUGAGUCCCCAGACUCUCCAUAAGGAGGAAGGUGAAUCAUUAGAACUUACCUGUGAAGCAUCCAAAGCCACAGCUCAACAUACCCACCUCUCUGUCACCUGGUACCUGAUGCAGGAUGGAGAAAGAAACCAAACUACCAAGAUUAUUUCCCUCUCCAAAGAUUUCUUGUUGAUCCCUGGGUCCUCAUAUACAGAGAGGUUUGCGGCUGGUGACGUCCAGCUCAGCAAGCUUGGGGUAGCCACCUUCAGGCUGUCCAUAGGGAGGCUCCAGCCCUCAGAUCAAGGCCAGCUGUUCUGUGAGGCAACUGAAUGGAUUCAGGAUCCAGAUGAAACCUGGACUUUAAUCACAAGAAAGCGGACAGCUCAAACAGCUCUGAGGAUGCAACCAACAGUGAGAGAUUUUCAAGUCAACAUUUCAGCUGAGAGCACGUUUACUGCAGGGAAAUCCUUAGAACUGGUCUGCCUGGUCGUAGGCAGUGGCCGGGACCCACUGCUUCAGGGCGUUUGGUUCUUCAAUGGUAAUGAGAUGGCCCGCAUGGAUGCUGGCGGUGUUCUGGACCUGAAGGGAGACUACAGACAGAGAGCAAGUCAGGGACAGCUCCAGGUUUCAAAGUUAAGCCCCAAGGCUUUCUCUCUCAAGAUCUUCUCUGCGGGCCCCGAGGAUGAAGGCGUCUACAGAUGUGCUGUGGCGGAGAUGGCAAGAGCUCAGAUGGGCUCCUGGCAGGUGCUUCAGAGCAAGCGAUCACCAGACAGCCACGUGCAUCUGAGGAAGCCAGCAGAGUCGAGCUUAUGGGUGAAGCUGAUGAGCCGUCAACCCAAAGUGGAAUUAGCCAAGACCUUUGGCCUGUCCUGCAUAGUGGAGGCUGACUACGCCAACCUCAGGGUGCCACUCACCGUGACGUGGCAGUUCCAACCAGCAAGAUCUCAAGUCUUUCAUCCACUUGUUCGAAUCACCCAUAAUGGCACUAUUGAGUGGGGGGGUUUCCUAUCUCAGUUCCAAAAGAAGACAAAAGUUUUACAGUCCUCAUUUCAUUCUCAACUCCUAAUCCAUGAUGCCACCGAGGAAGAAGCAGGAGUUUAUCAGUGUAAAGUAGAAGUUUACGUCAGAAAUUCCCUAUGCACAAGCGGCCCCGUGAGGGCUUCUGCCAUCUCUCACUCACUGAUGAUAGCCAUCACUUUACCAGAGAGCAAGCUACAAGUGAACUCAAGCAGUCAAGUCCAAGAGAUCCUCAUCAACUCUAACACCAACAUAGAAUGUAACAUCUUGUCCCGGUCCACUGGAGACCUUCAGUUAGCUGUCAUUUGGUACUUCUCUCCCAGUUCCACUAAAGCAACCUGGCUGAAGAUCCUGCAAAUGGACAAAAACAAUGUUGUAAAAUAUGGGGAUGAAUUUCACACCCUACGGAGAAAACAAAAAUUCUACCCCGAGAAAGUUUCCCAAGACUUGUUUCAGCUACACGUUUUGAACAUGGAAGACAGUGAUCAGGGCAAAUACCACUGCGCUGUGGAGGAAUGGCUCUUGUCUACAAAUGGCACUUGGCUCAAGCUUGGAGAAAAGAAGUCAGGUCUGACAGAAUUGAAACUCAGGCCCACAGGAAGUACGGUACGUGUCUCCAAAGGGUACAGGACAGAAAAUGCUACUGAGCAUGGAGAGGUGGCCAUCCACUGCAGCCUGGAGAGUUCUGGCAGCUCAGCUUCCCUGUUCUCUGUGAUGUGGUACCGGAACAGGGAAAAUUCUGGAAGGAAGAUGCUGGUGCACUUGCAGCAUGAUGGCUUGUUGGAGUAUGGCGAAGAGGGGUUCAGGAGGCAUCUGCACUGUUACCGUUCAUCCCCUACAGACUUUGUCCUGAAGCUUCAUCGGGUAGAGAUGGAGGAUGCUGGGCUCUACUGGUGCAGGGUGACAGAGUGGCAGCUGCAUGGCAGUCCAAGCAAGUGGGUCAACCAAGCAUCAGAUGAGUCACAGCAUAUGGUGCUCAUGGUGCUGCCUUCAGAGCCCACAUUUCCUUCCAGGAUCUGCUCAUCAACAUCUUUACUCUAUUUCCUAUUGGUCUUCCCCUGCAUUCUGUUGAUUCUUCUGCCCAUUUCCCUCCUCUGCUGGUACCACAAGGCCAGGAAGUUGUCAGCACUGAGUCUAAAAGCACAGAAUGAAAAGGCUCUCUGGGUGAACUUGAAAGGGGCUGGUGACUGGACAACAAACCGGAAGGAAGAGGAAGAGGAAGACGAUUGAAUCUGGAGAGCUUCCAGCAGCCCUGGGGAAAGUGCGGGCUUUGGAAUCAGACUGAGCUGCAUGUGAAUGUGAAUGAAUCCUGAUCCGGUCCUUCUUGGCGUCUGUGGCCUUAGGCAAGUUAGCUAGGAAUCAGAGGGAAUAUUUAUUGAGCUAGACGCUCACUGGGCGUCACUAGGGGCCCCACACUGCUAAGUGUCUCUUCGUUGUAUUACCCUCAUCUACCCCUUGCAUCUUCCCAGGAGCUAGAUGAUUUACCCUGUUUUUCACUGGCCCUACCUCACAGAGGUUCAGGGUCCCUGUCUGUAAGGAGAGAACUUCCCUCACACAGCCUCUUGGGUAUUCGGUGAGAUCGUAUGGCGAAGCCCAGGGUGAGAAUGCCCUCUACUCUCUCCUCCCUUAUGUCACUGACUCCCGGGAGAGCACUCCAAGUGGUCCAGUCACACUGGCUCUAGGUUCAUCUUUUGCCCCCAGGUAAGAGGUGUAGGAAGGGGCCUGAUGUCAGCAAGGCGAAAAGAUGUUGGGGAUAUGCUCUUCGUUCACAUCUGAUCUGCCUCCCAACGUGAGAGUGACUUCCUUCAAAGUAGAAAUCCCAUCUUUCCCUCAUCCCAUCUAUAAAUGCUACUCAAGAACAAGCUCUGCAUAGAGGGUGCCUGAUCCAUAUUGGCCCUUUGAUGAAAUUGUAAAGCAUUUUGUAGUCUGAGUUUCUUUUUUUCUUUCCCUUUCCCUUUCCCUUUUACUUCCUUCCUUUUUUCCUUUCGCUUUCUUUUCUCUAUUAGCAUUAGGUCAUUGCUAAGGAAGAACUUUUUUUUUUUUUUUUAACAACAGUGCUCUAAUCAGCCCCUAAGGCCUCAUACCUCCCCUUUCUCCCCACGCCAGAAGAUCCAUCUGGGUCCUGGCUCUGAGCCAGUGCCUUAUUUUCUUUGACCUGACAGCAUUAGGUAGCAGCACAGGGCAUUGUGGUGGUUCUCUGGGGGAGGAGGAGGAACAGUGCCCCUGUCCCGUCCUCCCCCAGCAGGGGCUAGGAGCUCAGGGGAAGCAGUGGGUCAAGUCUGGUUCCUCAGGGUCCCCUAUUCUCAGCCAGGAACGGUCGGGGGAGGGGGAUGGUUGGGGAGCAUCAUGGCUUAAGGCUUUCAGCAACUGUCCCCCAGGAUAUAACAAGUGUUCCCACUGGGCCUGAGGCCUCCUCAUCUUUGUUUCAAAAGCUGCUCGGGCCCUGUUGUAGCCAGAAUUGGAAAUCAAUCAGUACCACCUAACAGACUUGAGAAGAUGCAUCUAUUUAUUAUCUAUGUGACCAACAGGGUUGCUUUAACACUCGCUGAUUUGCAUUUCCAAGGAGAGCAAUUUAUUUUUAAUUAUUUUAUCAAGCACACACGUCUCUCCAAACAUAAUUAGUUCCUUUGCAGUGGGAGCAUUGGUGGCUAUGAGAACUCCCAGUGAAGAGCUAUAGGUCCCUUCCGCUCAUCUCCCUUUAUAGGCUCAUUUAAAAUAGCCCAAGUGUUUCCUUAAAUGUGUCAACACAUUAGUCUCUUCUCAGGUAGGGGUGGCAUAUUUUUCAGAAAACAAAGCUAAAGGUAACACUUGUUAGAAAGUAUGAUGUCCCCUGCCUUUUUUUCCGCCCCAAAACCUGUAUUUUAAUUAGGAUUUUAAAGGGAAAGGGAGCAGAAUCGAGCCCCGUCAGAUAAUCAGAGCGGAUUCUGAUGCUGCCCCCUGCCUGGGGUCCUCUUUCCCCUGACCCCGUCCCUCUCUCCUCACCUGGGUCCGGCCUUUCGGCUCAGAGCUCACUGGCCACUUCUUCCCGUUUGAAUCUGGCCCAGACAUGGCACAGAGCAGACACUGUAAUGUCCAAGUGCAUCGCCCGGAGCCGAGCACGGGAACGAUUCGAUUACUCCCCAGGGAACACCUCGUGCCCAGCCCCGGGAUCGGUGUGAGGGAUCCAGCGGGGACCCAGCCAGAUGCAGCUCCAGUCCGCUAGGGUCAUCAGCUUGUCCCUUCUGGCUUCUGGGCUCUCAGCACGCUAGGUGUCCUAAGAAGCCGUGUUGUGCUAUUUGGCCCGUCGUGAAUUUUUGGGCAGCUAAACCCCAAAGUCGUCUUUUCUCUUCUCUGAACUGAAUAAAAUUUGUGUUCACCCAAGUCGGUCGA
Molecule: messenger RNA, 5010 nt
Organism: Leptonychotes weddellii (Weddell seal)
Lineage: Eukaryota; Metazoa; Chordata; Mammalia; Carnivora; Phocidae
Source: RefSeq, a predicted model, not a curated record